Ceratotherium simum simum (southern white rhinoceros) is the source of this 1368-nucleotide messenger RNA. Lineage: Eukaryota; Metazoa; Chordata; Mammalia; Perissodactyla; Rhinocerotidae. The record is from RefSeq and is a predicted model, not a curated record.
ACUCUGCGCUGCACCCUGACCUCCCUGCUCCCUGUGGGGAACGUCCAGUGGUUCAGGGGGACAGGGACAGGCCGGGAGUUAAUCUACAGUUUCAAAGGAGGCCACUUCCCCCGAGUAACAAAUGUUGCAGACACCACAAAGAGAAACAGCAUGGACUAUUCCAUCCGCAUCAGUAACAUCACCCCAGCAGACACUGGUAUCUACUACUGUGUGAAGUUCCAGAAAGGGAGCCAUGAAGACGUGGAGUUUAAGUCUGGACCAGGCACCCAGCUCACCGUGAGUGCCAAACCCUCUCCCCCCGUGGUAUCGGGCCCCACGGCGAGGGUCCCACCUGAGCAGACAGUGAGCUUCACGUGCGAGUCCCACGGCUUCUCCCCCAGAAACAUCACACUGAAGUGAAUCAAAAAUGGGAAUGAGCUCCGAGCCUCCCAGACCAACGUGGACCCAGAAGGAGACGGCGUUUCCUACAGCGUCUCCAGCACAGCCAAGGUGGUGCUGGCUCCGGGGGAUGUUAGCUCCCAGGUCAUCUGCGAGGUGGCCCACGUCACCUUGCAGGCGGGCCCUCCUCUUCGUGGGACGGCCAACUUGUCUGAGACCCUCUGAGAGCUUCUGCCCUGUGCUGUUUCUGUUCCGCCCACCUUGGAGGUUUCCCAACACCCCAUUGCAGGGAACCUGGUGAACAUCACCUGCCAGGCAAACAAGUUCUACCCCUGGCACCUAAAGCUGACCUGGUUGGAGAACGGAAAUGUGUCCCGAAUAGAAACGGCCUCGACUCGCAUAGAGAACAAGGAUGGGACCUUUAACUGGACGAGCUGGCUCAAGGUGAACUCAUCUGCCCACAGGGAGGAUGUGGUGCUCACCUGCCAGGUGGAGCAUGACGGGCAGCCGGCGGUCACCAAACACCAUACCCUGGAGGCCUCUGCCCACCAGAAGGAGCAGGACACAGGUGGAACCCCUGGCCGAGAGCUGUCUACUGUCCCUCUGGUAGUCCUCCUCCUGAGCGCAAAGCUGCUGCUGGCCAUCGGUGUCUCUGCCAUCUACGUUCACAGGAAGUGGAGGGCCUGACUGUAUCUCAGCAAGAGAACAGCACCGGGGACAUAGGAGGCACACAGGGAAUGCUUCUGUAAUGAUGAGCAGAUAAUUAAAUGUGGACAUGUUUCCCACAGCUCCUUCCUUCCUUCCCUGCUGUGUGCCACCCCCAAUCUCUGCUGCUCCAUUCACUCUGUGAGGGGCCCAGCCUAAGAGAAGGAGCCUACCAGAAGCUUCCAAGACUCUGCUCCAAAUGCCUCCCCUCCCUGGAUACCUGCCUGCUCUCACAUUCCUGCUGCUCCUUCUCCCAGUCUUUGAUGCCCCCAGAGCUGGAUCUUC